This is a messenger RNA of Myxocyprinus asiaticus (Chinese sucker), 2885 nucleotides long. RefSeq names its product DEAD (Asp-Glu-Ala-Asp) box polypeptide 18 (gene ddx18). Gene Ontology annotation, cellular component: nucleolus. Gene Ontology annotation, molecular function: ATP binding; RNA helicase activity; nucleic acid binding. The coding region runs from base 18 to 2015 and encodes 665 amino acids. The record is from RefSeq and is a predicted model, not a curated record. The transcript is spliced from 14 exons. Gene Ontology annotation, biological process: maturation of LSU-rRNA from tricistronic rRNA transcript (SSU-rRNA, 5.8S rRNA, LSU-rRNA). NCBI's taxonomy places the organism in Eukaryota, Metazoa, Chordata, Actinopteri, Cypriniformes, Catostomidae.
AGUGAAGGACCCCCCACAUGUAUAUACUCACGUGUUUGUCUACAGUCAUGGCGGACAUGCAAAUGAAAAUUAUCCGCAAGAAAAUUCAAAAGAGAAAUGAGAAAAACAAGCAACGCAAACUGCUCAGAGAACAAAGGGAAGAAGAAGAAGGCAACGAUAAAGUAGAGUCGAAGGUUGUGCUGGAAGAGCCCGAAGUGACCAGUGAUUCUGCUCAGAAAGACACCGAAGAGAACGAAACGUCACAGAACAUCAAGAAGAGGAAAAAGAAAAGAAAAUUGGAUGGAACCGGAGACACGACAUCAAGUGUGAAAAAGGUCAAGAAGCCGAAUGAAGUUGAAGAUGCAACAGAAAUAUCAGAGGGAGAAGAGGAGCGACAAAAUGAUGAAAAACAGGAGGAGGAGGAGAGGAAAUCCGCCGAACCUGGGAAAUUACUGGAGAAUGGAAAUCAAGAAAAAGAGGGAUGUGCUGAUGAGGAAGAGGAUGAUGGACCAGAACUUCCUUCUGGACUGACAGGUGCAUUUGAGGACAGGUCAUUUGCAUCUUUGGCGGAGAUGGUGAGUGAGAAUACUCUUAAGGGAGUGAAGGAAAUGGGCUUUGACACCAUGACUGAGAUCCAGCACAAGACCAUACGUCCACUGCUAGAAGGGAGAGAUGUGUUGGCAGCAGCUAAAACAGGAAGUGGUAAAACUCUGGCUUUCCUGAUCCCCUCCAUUGAGCUCAUCUACAAACUCAAAUUCAUGCCCAGGAAUGGGACUGGAGUGAUCAUUCUGUCUCCCACUCGUGAGUUGGCCAUGCAGACAUACGGCGUGAUGAAGGAGCUGAUGACACAUCACGUGCACACAUACGGCCUCAUCAUGGGUGGCAGCAAUCGCUCAGCUGAAGCCCAGAAGCUUGCUAAUGGAGUCAAUAUUCUCGUUGCCACACCUGGCAGACUUCUUGAUCACCUGCAGAACACACCCGGAUUCAUGUUUAAGAACCUUCAGUGUCUGAUCAUUGAUGAGGCUGACAGGAUUCUGGAGGUGGGCUUUGAGGAGGAGCUAAAGCAGAUCAUCAAACUACUGCCGAAAAAAAGGCAAACAAUGUUGUUUUCAGCAACGCAGACACGUAAAGUGGAAGAUCUUGCGCGAAUCUCCCUCAAGAAGGAGCCCCUGUAUGUGGGGGUGGACGACCACAAAGACACAGCCACUGUGGAAGGACUUGAGCAGGGUUAUGUUGUAUGCCCGUCUGAGAAGCGGUUCCUGCUUCUCUUUACGUUUCUGAAGAAGAACCGUAAGAAGAAGCUGAUGGUGUUCUUCUCGUCCUGCAUGUCUGUUAAGUAUCACUAUGAGCUGCUCAAUUACAUCGACCUACCCGUCAUGGCCAUUCACGGGAAACAGAAACAGACGAAGAGAACCACCACAUUUUUCCAGUUCUGUAACGCAGAUUCUGGCAUUCUGCUCUGUACUGACGUGGCUGCCAGAGGCCUUGAUAUCCCAGAGGUGGACUGGAUUGUUCAGUAUGACCCUCCUGAUGAUCCAAAGGAGUACAUCCACCGUGUUGGGCGAACAGCUCGUGGUAUUAAUGGCAGAGGACAUGCCCUCCUGAUCUUGAGACCAGAGGAGCUCGGCUUCUUACGAUUCCUCAGACAGGCCAAAGUUCCCUUGAGUGAGUUUGAGUUCUCCUGGAGUAAAAUCUCUGAUAUUCAAUCUCAGUUGGAGAAGCUGAUAGAAAAGAACUACUACCUUCACAAAUCAGCUCAGGAGGCCUACAAAUCCUAUGUCAGAGCCUACGACUCUCAUUCCCUCAAACAGAUCUAUAAUGUGGAGACACUGAACCUCCCCAAGGUGGCCAUGUCCUUCGGCUUUAAAGUGCCGCCCUUUGUGGAUCUCAAUGUUCACAGCAGUAAAGGGGUGAAGAUGCAGAAGAGAGGUGGCGGCGGAGGCUUCGGCUACCAGAAAUCUAAGAACAUCCAAAAGGCCAAGAUCUUCAAACAUGUCAACAAAGGAAAGGGAGACGGCCGACAGUUCUCACGCUGAGAAUAAGAUUGAUGUUCCUUGAUUCACCUCUUCUGAUCUAUGUGGAGUAUCUAUCAGACCACACAACUGUAAUAUUGUUCAAAGUUGUGCUGUCUGCAUUCCAUGUCUGUACAGAAAUCUGUUUUCAAAGGCCAUAAUAUCGGUAUAUAAUAGUUUUUACUGAAUUUUUCUUGUUACUGGCCCAACUAAGAGUAAAACGGAAACUUAUCUUGUGAUUUCUAAUUUCCAAGCUGCCUGGUCCCCACAUUGGACUGAACCUUCAACAUUUCAUCAUGAUGUACCAAUAUAACAAUACAAUGUUUAUUUUUUACCAAGAUAUUUUCAGCCAUAAGAAAUGCCACGAGGGAACAUUCAUGAACAUUUCUGAGUGGUUUUGCAAACAGACUGUUGAACCGACUCAUUGCAAUGGAUGUUUUGAAAGAACUGAUUUACGGAAUUAAAUCAAACUUCCCAUUCUAUCUGUAGGCAUUAUGAUGAGGGUUAAAUCAAUAGGAAGCUAUGUUACAACAAUACCUCUGUCUUAGGGUUUUCAUGCUCACAAAUUGAGUAAAAACUGACCAACUGCCAGAGGAAUACAAAUCACAUUUAAAUGUAAUAUUCAUGGUGUUAAUUUAUCAUCCAGUCCAAGUUGCAACCCAGCUAUUUAUAUAUUAUGCCACAAUCAGCAUCAGUGGUAAAUAAACAAACCACUUAAUAUGUACAUAAGCUAAGAAUUUAUUGCAAUCUCUGUUCUUGGGGCAAUUUAUGAACUAGAGAAUUAGAAAGACCCCAGAGCAGGAGAUGUGAUCCUAGGUUGUCUCUACCAUUGGUGUAUUAUAUGCAACUUUUCUAAUGCAAACAAUUACUUCAGUAAAUAAAUCUGUCAGAGUG